AUGGAAGACGGUAAUCUCAGCCUGCGGCCGGUGCCGUCAGCGAUUUCUAUCUCUCAGACAUUUUCGCCGCCACGGGAGGCCGCGUUCAUUGUCCUUGUCUGCAUGGCACAGUUCAUGACACAGACAAAUGUCGGCGUGUGUCUAUCCCCUCUUGAUAUCAUCGGCGACAGCUUCGGGAUUGACGACAAUGGCAUCCUGAGCUGGUUCCUGGCCGGGUACUCGUUGACUGUCGGCACCUUCAUCUUGAUAUUCGGACGAUGCGGCGAUCUCUUUGGCUACCGACGAAUCUUUCUGUCCGGAUUCAUCUGGCUUGCUAUCUGGUCUUUAGUUGCCGGGGUUAGUGUGUAUUCGAACUAUUACCUUUUCAUCAUUGCACGCGUCAUGCAGGGCCUCGGCAGCGCGAUGUUGCUGCCGAACGGACUGGCCAUCCUGGGCGCGACAUACCCGCCUGGGAAGAAGAAGGCGAUGCUCUUUGCACUCUUUGGGGCUGUUGCACCCAAUAGCGCCUUACUAGGCACUGUAUUUAGUGCAAUAUUUGCUCAGCUUGCCUGGUGGCCAUGGACUUUCUGGGUCCAAUCCAUUGUUUCCAUUGCCUGUGCCGUGUUGGGCUUUGUGGUUGUUCCCUCAAUUCAUCACGAUAACCCACAGGACACCAGUAACUUGUUUAAUCUUUUGAAGGCACUUGAUGCACUGGGUGCAUUCUGCGGCAUCGGAGGGUUGAUACUUGUGAACAUCGCAUGGAACCAGGCUCCUGUUGCGGGCUGGAGCACCCCCUAUGUCUAUGUUCUCCUCAUCGUCGGGAUUCUUCUGAUUGCCGGAUUCUUCUUAGUGGAGUUCCGGUAUGCCGAGCAUCCGUUGAUCCCAUUUCACGCUUUCAGUCAAGACGUUUCGUUCGUACUAGGCUGCGUUGCCUGUGGGUGGGGUGCGUUCGGGACUUGGAUCUGGUACUUCUGGCGCUUUGAGAUGGAAUAUCGGCAUACAAGCCCGCUAUUGGGAUCUGCCCAAUUUGUUCCGGUUGCCCCGAUGGGAAUUCUUGCCUGCUUUGUCACCGGCCUGUUGAUCACGCGAAUGCGUCCUGGAUGGAUCAUGGUCAUGUCGAUGAGCGCCUUUACGUUGGGCAAUAUUUUCACGGCCAUCGCGCCUGUGAAUCAGACAUAUUGGGCUUUGACCUUUGUAUGUCUGCUGGUGAUUCCCUGGGGAAUGGACAUGUCAUUUCCGGCAGCAACUCUGAUGCUUUCUAACUCGGUGGAGAGAAAGCAUCAAGGUAUUGCAGCCUCUCUGGUGACCACAAUUGUCAACUACAGUAUCUCACUGAGUCUAGGGUUUGCAGGGACUGUAGAGGCACAUGUGAAUAAUGGAGGCACCACACGGAGCGAUGUAUUGAAGGGGUAUCGCGGGGCCUUGUACUUUUCCACGGGGCUUGGGGGCUUGGGCAUUGUACUCAGCGUUAUUUUCACCCUGAAAUGUUACAGGGAAGAGUGGAGAUCCAAGUCUGUGGACGAGAAAAUCUCGGAAGAUGGGAGUUCGUCCAGCGUGGCCGCAUAA
Penicillium macrosclerotiorum is the source of this 1545-nucleotide messenger RNA. RefSeq names its product MFS transporter. NCBI's taxonomy places the organism in Eukaryota, Fungi, Ascomycota, Eurotiomycetes, Eurotiales, Aspergillaceae. Bases 1 to 1545 code for a protein of 514 amino acids. Gene Ontology annotation, molecular function: transmembrane transporter activity. The record is from RefSeq and is a predicted model, not a curated record. Gene Ontology annotation, biological process: transmembrane transport. Gene Ontology annotation, cellular component: membrane. The transcript has a single exon.